CAGAUGCUCAGUGACGGGCUGACCAGGUAGAGUGGAUAAGCCAACAGGUCCACCCACGGGGAAAUCCGAAGACACCAUGCUGUGGACAAAGCUUAUCAUAUUAGGAUGCCUGCAACUGAUUGUUGCGGCGUUGGAAGAGAAUACGGUGGAAAUAGAUUUACGCUUGGGAUAUGUCCGUGGUUACAGCCCUUACAUUACAUUCCUGAAGAGUCCCGAACCCUCGCGGACAGACGAGUGUGACUGUCAGGCUGCUGUCAAACUUGACCUCUCCUCAAAAUACAAAGGAGUAAAAUUCCACCUGCAUUACGGCCAAGUUCCUCAACUUUGGACGUUUCACGUAUCCGACUCUGCCAGUGGGGACGGAUACGGUGAAGAUGUUACUAGUAGUAAUAAUGCCGAGGCUCAUAUCCAUAAUAGACAACUCCGUGUUUACGGCAAUAAACUACCUGGUUACAUGGAUGCCACGAUUAAUGGUGGAGCGCUGCUGAGGAUAGUGGAUAGAGUGGUGAAGAAUGGAACCAAGACCGUUGUUGACGUGUCGGACGAACGAAUUCAAUGGAUUGACGAUGGCAAUAAACAUGUGAUCGAGUCCAAGUUUCUGUUCGCUUUGAGCGGGCAGAAAUCUUUGUCUGGUUUGGUGGAUUAUGAUUUAUAUGCUGGCUUCAAUCGCGUAGUUGGGGGACAAUUCCGAAACGGUUCUGGACUCUGUAUGGCCAAGAUUAUUCUGUAUGAAGGCGGUAAUGAAUGUGAAAAAGGAACGCACAACUGUCAUAAAGAUGCAAUCUGCGUGAACACCCGCCGGUCGUAUAUCUGUCGCUGUAAGCCGGGGUUCGACGGAUCGGGCAAAAUCUGCGUGGACACAAAUGAGUGCGCCAGAAACAAUGGAGGUUGUGUACAUUCCUGUCACAACACACCUGGACGCUACAGCUGUAGCUGUUUGCCAGGAUUCAAACUCACAUCAGAUGGGCACAACUGUCUAGACAUAGAUGAGUGCAGGCUGAACAGAGGGGCGUGUAGGGGUGGCCAGUGUGUGAAUACAGUAGGCAGUUAUCAGUGUCAUUGUCCAAACGGGCAGAUAUCAGACAACUGUCUGUCAGGAUCUUGGUGCCAAAAUCUUUUUGGUUGUGCCCAUUAUUGUAGUGGGGACGGCAGUUGUUCUUGUAGAACAGGAUACAGAUUACACGUGGACAAGCGAGACUGUAUUCCCACGUGUAGUUUUGGGAACGGAGGUUGUCAGCAUCACUGCACUGAUUCAGUGAAUGGUCCUGUCUGCAGCUGUGCGCCAGAAUAUAUAGGGCUUAACGGCAACAAAACUUGUAUAGGCUCCUGUGGAGUAGACAAUGGCGGCUGUCAGCGGAAGUGUGACGAUACUCCUACAGGACCUGUGUGCUCCUGUCCUAAAGGCUUCACUCUACAUCAUGAUGGGAAAAACUGCACAGAUAUGGACGAGUGUAAGGUUAACGGGGGAGGAUGCAGUCAUACGUGUGUGAACACGUACGGGAGUUAUGAGUGUGUCUGUCCAAAGGGCUACAAAGUUACCCUGGACGAAAAGACCUGCAAAGACAUUGACGAAUGUGGGAUGAACUCGACGUGCGACCAUCUCUGUGUGAACACGCCCGGGGGCUAUCAUUGCCAGUGUAGGGCGGGCUACCAGCUGUACGGGAUGACACACUGCGCAGAUGUGAACGAGUGCAGCAUCAAUAAUGGUGGAUGUCAACACAAGUGUCAGAACAAGGAGGGAGGUUAUCGUUGUUCUUGUGAGACCGGCAGUGCUCUCCACCCCAACAGAAAGGACUGUGUCGUCUACAAACGAUGUCUUCCGCUAAAGGCUCCCGCCAAAGUGGAUUUAAAAUGCAGCCAGACUGUCGACGGCCAACAGUGUGAAUUUCGCUGUCAUAGCAACGCCCAUUUCACGGCGGUGUCUUCCCAAACAUUAAUCGUGUAUAAGUGCGGACCGUCCACCGGUUAUCAGUGGUCCCAAGGAAAUAACACCACUUCUCUACCAAGCUGUUCAGACGCAGUUCAGCCACCCAAGAUGCUGAGGAAAGCCCGGUUCAGGUUUGCCGCUAAGCAAUGUGACGUGAAAGAGGAAAAUAAAUUCCAGUUCGUUGAGAGUCUGAAAAGAGAGAUUCUAGUUAAGAAGAGAUAUCGCUGCACAGAUCAUUGCAACUUAAAGUUUGUCACAUUUAAAUGUGCCAAUAGACGGAAGAAAAGAGGGCGGUCAAGUAGUGAAGACAAUACCUUAGUAACAGCGGAGUUCGAGCUGCAAGUCAGUCCGAAUCUUCCUUCAGAGAAAUGUAAUUUGGAAUGUGUGAAAAGACGUACCAAGAAAAAACUGAAACAAACAAUUAAAAAACUGAAACGGUCGAUUAACCGGGAUAGAUUUUACAUCAUGUUUGAAAACAACCGCCACAAAGUCACCAAAAAAUCUUUUAAGGCCUCAAGACUUAAAAUGGCCUGCAGACCUGGAGAGGUCCUUGCCAACGCUAGAUGUGUGGCUUGCAGCAUGGGCACGUUUUAUGAGGACGUUAGCAGGAGUUGUCUACCCUGCCCGGAAGGCACUUACCAGGAUGAGGAGGGCCAGAUGACAUGUAAACAAUGUAAAAAGAGAAUCCACGGAUCAGGCAUGCUGGGGGCCAAAAGCGCCUUUGAAUGUGAUUCUGUGUGUGAGCCGGGUUAUUAUUCGGAGGACGGAAGUAAGCCAUGUAAAGCCUGUUCUCUGGGGUACUACCAGGAGGACUAUGGCCGUACCAGCUGUGUGCCGUGCGGGCCCGGGAUUCGAACCUCCGGCUACGCCUCAAGGCGCUUCCAGGACUGUAUCGUCACAGAUGUAUGCUCACCCGGUUACUACUACGAGAAGUCUCGCGAGAUGUGUGUACCGUGUCCUAUAGGGAAAUAUCAGCCUCAGUCUGGCCAGAACUUUUGCAUCAACUGUCCUGGUGCAACGAUAACGGAUUUCCCCGGUGCUAACAACAGCUCGCAAUGCAAAGACAGAGAGUGCGGAGGAGUUUUUGAAGAGUUCCAGGGUUAUAUUCAGAGUCCGAACUACCCCGGCAAUUACCCGAACAACGUAGAGUGCGUGUGGACGAUCAAGCCCGCUAAAGGUCGCCGUAUCCUGGUGAUCAUCCCGGAGAUAUUUCUGCGCGGGGAGGACAAGUGUGGGGACCAGCUUGUCAUGAGAAAAGCCGCUCCUGCCACCUCCCUUCUAACACACGAGAGUUGCAAGACCUCCGAAACCCCCAUAGCUUUCACAGCCCGAUCCCGCAAGUUAUGGAUUCAGUUCAAGUCAGAUGCGAAGAACACGGCGGCUGGGUUCUCUAUUCCUUAUGUUACAUAUAAUGAGGAAUACCAGGGUCUGAUAGAGGACAUUGUCAGAGACAGCCGGCUAUAUAGUUCACAUCAACACAGAGAAAUACUGAAGGAUAGGAAGCUUUUAGCAGCCCUCCUGGAGGUGAUUGCUAUGCCCUACAACUAUUUUAAGUAUGUGAAUGUAUCACGGACUAUGGUGCCUAGAUCUUUCAUUCGGUUGCUGACUCCAAAAGUGCGGAAAUUCUUCGAAGGUUAGCUGGCCUGUAUGUGUAUAUAUGUGUUUUGUUGGAGGAGGUCACGAGGUACCCAGUUGUGGAGAAGAUACCAGCCAAGCUGUCUCUUCACGGACCCCUGGGGAAGUGUUCUACCAGGAGGUUAAUGUCUUUGUCUAUAUUUGUAUGUUGUGAUGUGGACCGUAAUGUAUGCAAGUUAAAUUGCCUAAAUAAGACAGCAUUGACAAUGUGCCUCUGCUGUAACAGACUGCUUUUCGCGUAUCUGAAGACAUGAGCUUAGAGAUGUUGAAGGUAAUCAAGGAAGGCCAUAGCGGAAAGAUGGCUGUUUGGACAGACCUACAUGGUCUUACACCGGACAGUACUGAUGCCACUUGUAGAGACAACUGAUGAACUGACACUGUGGACAAGUGCGCCUUUAAGGAGAAUGUUUCGGUGGGACUUGCUAUAAGAAUUUCCAUUACUGUAUUGUUUGACAACAUUUCAGUUCUGCAGUUGUUAACGUCUGACCAUCAUAUUGCCUUGUAAAUGGGGUCACUCGUCAACAACGUCACACUUGGUAAAUGUAUGUUUGUUAAUGGCUUUGUACGGAGUAAAAUUGACACAGACCGAAACUUCAAAAGUUUUCGUCAGUUUCAUGCAGACCAAUGUAAUCGUGUUUGCACUGUUAUCUCUUAUUUUCACAUCGCUAUUCCUGUAAUAAUCUUUCGAUUUGUUAUUGACGUCACUGAGUAACACAGCUGUUUCGAUCAAAUUCCUAUCACUUCGGAAUAAUUUAAAUGUCUGUUCCUCCACCAUAUGAGCCUGUAAUCAUAUAAAAUUUACCUUCAUAAUGACUUUAUUAAUAAGAGGUUAGCGGCAGUAGGUGUUUUUUCUCCAUACACUAGAAACUCACACAUGUUCAUGGUAUCCCUAUGAUCAUGGCAUCUCCUGAUACCAUGUUCAGGGUAUCUCCAUGUUCAUGGUAUCUCGUGAGACAAUGUUCAUGGUAUCACCAUGUUUAUGGUAUCGAUGUGUUUAUGGUAUGGCAAGGCUCAUGGCAUCCAGUGUUCAUGAUAGCCACAUGUUUGUGAUACCGCCAUAUUCAUGGUACCGCCAUGUUUGUGGUAUACCCAUUUUCGUGGUCUCGCCAUGUUUAUGAUCUCCCCAUAAAAAAUCCGCUGCUUUCUGUGCAGUGUUCCCAAAUUAUUGUCUCUAAAUCUAAAUCUCAGUUUAUAACCCCUUUGACCUGUAUAGUACAAUACAGGUGUGUAGCACAAAGUGUGUUCAUGUAGUUGAUAUUUACAUUAGCAAGUGCCAUCAUUGUUCGGUUACAAGGCAAUCGACGAAGUUGCCACAUAGUGGACAAUUAAUGAAGUCUUUACUAGUUUGGUCUCUCUUGAUUAAUUACUACCCACAUGUUAAAGGCAUUAAAUAAUGUCCAUAUUUUAUUUCUUCACAAUUACAUAAUUACCUAACUAUAAUGAAUGGGAUGAUCUUCCUUACAUUUUUCUUUUCUAUUUGCUACUGUAAAUGGUUGCCAUGUGUCUAUAAUCAAAAUGGAUAUCUGUUUAUUUAAUUUGGCUUUUUUGCAAGGACGUAACAUUAUCUGCAAGCCCACUUUCCUGAGGCCCUGACGCGGAUUUUGUUUAUUUAUCUUCUGCUUUGUUCAUUAUCCACUUUGUCAGAUUUAACUUUACUAGAACACAGCAGUAAUCGACAAGCUUGGAUUGUGUUGACUUUGCCUCAGCUGUAUUCUAUGAAGAUAGGACAUUCAAUCUUGUACUCUCUCCAUAAUGAUGUGAGUAUUAAAAUUUGAUGAGAGAUUUGACAUUUUGAAGUCUUUCAUUUAGGAAGUAAAAUUAAUGAUGAAUAAUAAAAA
Liolophura sinensis is the source of this 5400-nucleotide messenger RNA. RefSeq names its product signal peptide, CUB and EGF-like domain-containing protein 1. The transcript is spliced from 23 exons. Gene Ontology annotation, cellular component: cell surface. The coding region runs from base 77 to 3565 and encodes 1162 amino acids. The record is from RefSeq and is a predicted model, not a curated record. Gene Ontology annotation, molecular function: calcium ion binding. Lineage: Eukaryota; Metazoa; Mollusca; Polyplacophora; Chitonida; Chitonidae. Gene Ontology annotation, biological process: signal transduction.